GUGAUCGACAGCGAUCGAUAAAGAGUAGAUAUUAUGCUAUAUUAGCGACCAAAAUUUCAUUACUAAUUGGAUUUCUAUGUACAGUGGGAAUAGCAAGGUAAAUUCCUCUCCAUUCGCAGUUUACCGGUUAUUUAAUUCAGGUCAGGGCUGCACCUGUGGCUGGAAACUAGGUCCUGUGUUGAGCAGACCCCACCUGAAGCUUGGGAACCUUGCCGACCCCAGCAAGUGCCCUGGGUUUGCGAUUUUGGGGGUCGAUUUUCUGUCGCCUCUCAAGCACGCCACCAAACAACAAUCGAAUCGGAAGCUGGACGGGCACUUGACGCCGCGUAUUGUCGCCUGACAGUAUUUGCGCAUUGAAUUCGAAGGGUCGACAAUGUCGACCAUCUAUGAUCUCGAGCCACAGCCGACGGCAUCCGUCAUUAUCCACACGACAGAAGGCGAGCUGUCUGUACAGCUCUUUGCGAAACAAACCCCGUUGACUUGCCGCAACUUCCUGCAGCUAAGCUUGGACGGAUACUAUGACCACACCAUCUUCCACCGCCUGGUACCAGGGUUCAUUCUCCAGGGCGGAGACCCAACCGGCACCGGCCACGGGGGCGAGUCCAUAUACGAUGGCGGUGCACUCAGCGGAGAUCUGGGUCCCUGGCCGAUGGACCAGAGGAAAGGGAAAAAUGCCGGCGAAAUGGGCGUCAACUUCAAAGACGAGUUCCACUCGCGCCUAAAAUUCAACCGACGCGGCCUCUUAGGCAUGGCGAACGAGGGGGCGCCCAACACCAACAGCAGCCAGUUCUUCUUCACCCUCGGCAAAGCAGAGGAGUUGACAGGCAAAAACACCGUGUUUGGCCGGGUAGCUGGAGACACCAUAUACAAUCUGGCUAGAAUGGCAGAGGCAGAAGUUUCCGAGGGAAGCGAGCGGCCGCUUUACCCUGUUAAGAUCACCCAUAUUGAGAUCCUGACCAACCCCUUUGACGAUAUGAAGAAGCGCGAAAAGAAGUCUCGGGAGCUGCCGCAAAGAGCGGCGCCAGGAGACAAGAAGCAGAAGAAGAGAAAAGGGGGCAAGCAGCUCCUGAGCUUUGCGGAUGAGGAGGGCGAAGGGGUCGACCUCCCUGUUAUCAAAAAGGCCAAGUUCGAUACAAGAAUCGUGAUGGAUGUCGACGAGGAACCAGCUCAGCAGAGCGGGCCCAAGACAACGUCUACCACCAGGAAAGAGCCAAACCCUUCAAGUAAGGGGGACCGCGGACGAGAAAAGCCGGCAAAGGAAGCGCGGAGGAGCCCGAGCCCGCCACGCCCCGCCCCGGCGAGGAAGGAGCCGCCAUUACCAGAGACCAGGGUAUCUUCAAGCCAUGAGCCGGAACCUCGGCAGAAGAAAUCUCUUCUAGAGCGGACGAACGAAGAGAUUGCGGCAAUCAAGGCAUCGAUGAAACGGACAAUCCACACGGAGCCGGUUAAAGAAAAGAAAAAGUCGGCCCUAGAACAGCUCAUACCGGAUACAUCGAUACGUGGGAGGAAGCGGAGGCCAGGGGCUGCUCAAGUGGGUACCAGGGAGGAACAGGAGGCUCUUGAAAUUCUAAAGUCGUUCAAGUCAAAGCUGCUGCAAGCCCCUUCAGAAAAGACUGUGGUUCAGCCGCUGGCGCCUGAGGGGAAGGAGAAGCCUGGCGAAGAAGCUACGGCCGAAGAAGGGGAAGUAUGCGACCUGCAUUUCAUCUCCAACUGCCAAAGCUGCCUUGCCUGGGACAAGCUCGAAGAAAAGGAAGAGAGUGACGACGAGGGGUGGAUGUCACACAAGCUGAGCUUUGUCGCCGACAAACUGGGCAAAGAUCUCAGCUACCGCAAAAAAGCCGAGGAGGAGCUGGUCGUGAUUGACCCGCUGGAGAAAGCCAGAACUCUCAAGGAGGAAAAGAAGGCAUCCCGAGACGCCCGGUCUGGUGCCACGUCCAGAGCGUGGGACCGUCGGCGUUGAAGACCAUAGUCUCUGGAGAGAGAGUAAAGACUGUCAUGAUUAAUUUAACGCUAUAAUAUACCCCCGUAUGCUCUA
Molecule: messenger RNA, 2035 nt
Organism: Lasiosphaeria miniovina
Lineage: Eukaryota; Fungi; Ascomycota; Sordariomycetes; Sordariales; Lasiosphaeriaceae
Product: cyclophilin-like domain-containing protein
Exons: 1
Coding region: 374-1960 (528 amino acids)
Biological process (GO): protein folding; protein peptidyl-prolyl isomerization
Cellular component (GO): catalytic step 2 spliceosome
Molecular function (GO): peptidyl-prolyl cis-trans isomerase activity
Source: RefSeq, a predicted model, not a curated record